This is a messenger RNA of Exophiala aquamarina CBS 119918, 723 nucleotides long. RefSeq lists its product as uncharacterized. The record is from RefSeq and is a predicted model, not a curated record. Gene Ontology annotation, biological process: intracellular protein transport; endoplasmic reticulum to Golgi vesicle-mediated transport; Golgi organization. The transcript has 3 exons. The coding region runs from base 1 to 723 and encodes 240 amino acids. NCBI's taxonomy places the organism in Eukaryota, Fungi, Ascomycota, Eurotiomycetes, Chaetothyriales, Herpotrichiellaceae. Gene Ontology annotation, cellular component: endoplasmic reticulum-Golgi intermediate compartment; Golgi apparatus; COPII-coated ER to Golgi transport vesicle.
AUGCGUUUCUCUUCGAUGAUCUUCGGCCUGUUGGCCUUGGCCGUUUCUACAGUCUACGGCACUGCAUUGACAUACAAACUCGGUGCCAGUGAAAGAGCCUGCUUCUUCACCAACAUUGAAAUUGCACAGGCCAAAAUUGCAUUCUACUUCGCCGUUCAAUCAGGCGGCUCGUUCGAUGUCGACUACUCUGUCGUAGGACCCAAUGACAAAAGAAUAAUGGAAGGACAGAAGGAGAGACAGGGCGAUUUUGUCUUCACAGCUCAGACGGUUGGAGAGUACCGCUUCUGUUUCAGUAAUGAAAUGUCAACCUAUGCCGACAAGAUGGUGGAUUUUGAGAUUGCGGUUGAGCACGAGUCAAAAUCGGCACUCUUGCCACAAAAGGCAGGGUCUAGCCCUGAACAACAUUCAUCUCUCGAGGACUCGAUCUUCAAAGUGAGCGGACAGUUGAGCACUAUCAGCAGAAUGCAGAAGUAUUUCCGGACAAGAGAGAACCGUAACUUCAGCACGGUUAGGAGUACCGAACAGAGGAUCUUCAAUUUCAGUUUAAUUGAAGUCAUUAUGAUGGUGGGAAUGGCCGUCUUGCAGGUCUUGGUGGUCAGAUUCUUUUUCCAGGGAGCCAGGAAAGGUAAGAGUCACAUCCGGAACCCAUUUGGAUUUACUCUGACAGGAGCUCCUGCUAGGCUAUGUAUGAAAUGUAUGGGUGAAGACCAUUCUCUUGGGUAA